Molecule: messenger RNA, 2680 nt
Organism: Spea bombifrons (plains spadefoot toad)
Lineage: Eukaryota; Metazoa; Chordata; Amphibia; Anura; Pelobatidae
Gene: TFR2
Product: transferrin receptor 2
Exons: 18
Coding region: 98-2368 (756 amino acids)
Biological process (GO): endocytic iron import into cell
Cellular component (GO): external side of plasma membrane
Source: RefSeq, a predicted model, not a curated record
UGUGCAGCAUGCGCGGCGUGGUGGUUGGGUAGUGGGUGUGUUCACCCUUUAGUAACUGAUAACCCCUCUCCGGUCCUCAGAGCGAUCACAGCGAGCGAUGGACACCGUCAGAGACCUGUUCCGCGGAGCGGCCACAUCCACAAACUCAUACUCCAUCUACCACGGAGUGGAUGACCAGGACGGGGCAGAACUUCAUGUGGAGGAGAAUCACGAUGGGUCACAUGACACGAUCAGCAAGAAGUCAUGGCAACCACAAGUCUCUCAGCAGUGUAAAAAAAUCCUCAUCGGGGUCAGCGUGACGGCGCUCGUAGCUUUCCUCAUUGGCAUCCUGGUCGCCUACGGAUCCUGCUCCAAAUGUAAAAACAAUGAGCCCAGUGAGGACUCGCCCUAUGAACGGCCGCAGAGUGAGGAACCCAGCAUCCUGCACUGGUCUGAUCUGAGGGACCUGUUCUACGCCUAUCUGAAAGAUGGAGAAGACAUGGAACGCAACAUCAGGAGAGCCAGCAGGUCGCCCCAUCCCACCGGAUCGGAUGAAAACAAGGAUCUGGCACAAUUCGUUCUCCAGAAUUUCAAGACUUACGGCCUGGAUCACACGUGGAUUGACAACCACUUCGUGGAACUGCAAUACCCAGACAGCCGCUCGCAGAACACCCUGAAAAUCAUGGAUGCGGACAACAAAACCGUGGAAGACAUUUUUAUUGACCGUAAUUUGUACUCUCCGUACAGCGCGACAGGGAGCGUGGUGGCCGGCCUGGUUUACGCAAACUUCGGCAGUAAAGAUGAUUUCAAAAUGCUGGAGGGCUUUGGGGUGAACGUCAGCCGUCAGCUGGUCAUCGUCCGGGCUGGAAAUAUUAACUUUGCUGAGAAGGUGUAUAACGCCGAGUCCGCGGGGGCCGCCGGAGUCCUGAUAUUUCCAGACACAAAGGAGGACACAGCUAUAUACGGCCACGUGCACCUCGGUAGCGGAGACCCGAACACCCCUGGCUUCCCAUCCUUUAAUCACACCCAGUUCCCCUCCUACAAAUCGGCGGGACUCCCCAAAAUCCCGGCCCAGCCAAUCAGCACAAGCAGCGCACGCAAACUGCUCAGUAAGCUCACGGGUGGGAAUCCUCCCAGCCUGUGGAACGGCCUCUCGUUCUCAUUGAGCGGUUUGGGUCCGGAGCUGCAGAGUCCUUCUCACCGGCUGCAGCUGGAGGUUCACAACGUGGCGCGCAGCGUGGAGCUCUUCAAUGUGUUUGGGAGCGUGACGGGGCGCAGCGAGCCCGAGCAUUACAUUGUGGUGGGAGCUCAGCGGGACUCCUGGGGUCCAGGGGCAGCCAAGUCUGCGGUGGGCACUGCCAUCCUUCUGGAGCUGGCACGUACCAUAUCAGUGAUGGUGAAAAAUGGUUUCCAGCCGCACAGGAGUCUGCUGUUUGUAAGCUGGGAUGCUGGAGAUUUCGGGAGCGUUGGCGCCACCGAGUGGUUAGAGGGGUACCUGAGCAUGUUACAUCUGAAGGCUGCAGCUUACAUGAGUCUGGACACUGCGGUUCUGGGAGAUGAAAUGUUUGUUGCAAAAUCCAGCCCCGUCUUCAAAAAGCUGAUAGAAUUUGUAAUAAAAAAGGUUGAUAACCCGCGCCGCAGUCAGCAAACCAUCUAUGACUUCAUCGUCUCACAGUAUAAGAGCGACUGGCAGAGCGAAGUUUUUCUUCCUCUGGCAAUGGACACGGACGCAUUUGCCUUCACUGCCUUCGGGGGGGUCCCUGCGCUGGAGUUUUCUUUUGUAGAGGAAUCGCAGAAGUACCAGUACCUGGACACCAUGAAGGACACGUACGACUCUCUGAACGCGGUGGUGAACGGGAGGCUGCCGGCGAUUGCCCUCAGCGUGGCGCAGGUGGCCGGACUGUCGCUGAUAAAGCUCAUCCACGACAAUAUCCUGCCCCUGGACUACACCGAGUACAACAGUGUGCUCCUCAAACACGUGCUGGAGCUCAGCAGGCACCAGCAGACCCUGAAGUCGCUGGGGCUGGAUUUCGAUUGGCUGUCCUCCGCGCGUGGGGACUACACCCGAGCGACCAAGAGCCUGAAGUCGGCCGUGAGUCAGUCGGACUUAAACAACGAGAAGAUGGUCCAGACGUUUAACGUGCGCAUCAUGAGGGUGGAAUUCUACUUCCUGUCGCAGUACGUUUCGGCCAUCACUUCUCCGUACCGCCACAUCCUCGUAGGCCGGGGGGAGCACACCGUCCAGGCCCUGUUAGACUGCGUGAGGCAGACUCCGGAUAAGAUCGACCCCGAAGACCUGCGCAAGAAGCUCGCCCUGUUCACCUGGACCGUGAAAGGGGCCGCCAACGCCCUGAGCGGGGAGGUCUGGGAGCUCCAGAAAAGCUUUUAGGCGAUCCAGGGGUCAAAGGUCACGCCAAUAAGUCCUGACACUGACCACGAACACUCUUUGGAACACACGAUGGGCAAUUUCUGGGCACAUCUGCCUCUGCCUACUGCUGUUGGGGCAAAUAGUUUGCCUCCAUGAGCAACAAGGGGUUAACACCCAACAGCGGCCGGUCUGUGGCAGUUGCUAAGCCCAUAAAUAGUUAAUCGGCACGAAGCCAGAACGUGUGUGUAUAAGGAGCAAUCGUGCUGCCGAGCAGUAAAAGUGGUGCAGUAGCCAUAGCAACCAACAAAACGUUUCCACUGAUUGCUGGUCUUU